Echinops telfairi (small Madagascar hedgehog) is the source of this 929-nucleotide messenger RNA. RefSeq names its product motor neuron and pancreas homeobox 1 (gene MNX1). Gene Ontology annotation, molecular function: DNA-binding transcription factor activity, RNA polymerase II-specific; sequence-specific double-stranded DNA binding. Lineage: Eukaryota; Metazoa; Chordata; Mammalia; Afrosoricida; Tenrecidae. Bases 1 to 846 code for a protein of 281 amino acids. Gene Ontology annotation, biological process: endocrine pancreas development; central nervous system development; regulation of DNA-templated transcription. Gene Ontology annotation, cellular component: nucleus. The record is from RefSeq and is a predicted model, not a curated record. The transcript has 4 exons.
AUGGCGCGGGCCGCCGCCGGCGCCUCCCCCGGUCUCCCCCCGGGCGGCGCGCGCCAAUCGGCGGCGGCGCUGCGCCUUCAAGUGAGAAGAGUUGGGCGCCGGGCUCCUUACUACGGCGCCAGCGACAUUUUGCAGGCGGCGGCGGCGUUGGCUGGCCAGCACCCGGCGCUCUCCUACUCGUACUCGCAGGUGCAGGGCGCGCACCCCGCGCACCCCGCCGACCCCAUCAAGCUCAGCGCCGGCACUUUCCAGCUGGACCAGUGGUUGCGCGCGUCCACCGCAGGCAUGAUCUUGCCCAAGAUGCCCGACUUUAAUUCACAGGCGCAAUCGAACCUGCUCGGGAAGUGCCGCAGGCCGCGGACGGCCUUCACCAGCCAGCAGCUGCUGGAACUCGAACACCAGUUCAAACUCAACAAGUACCUGUCGCGGCCCAAGCGCUUCGAGGUGGCCACGUCGCUCAUGCUCACGGAGACCCAGGUGAAAAUCUGGUUCCAGAACCGGCGGAUGAAAUGGAAACGGAGUAAAAAGGCCAAAGAACAGGCUGCGCAGGAGGCCGAGAAGCAGAAGGGCGGGGGCGCCGGAAAGGGAGGCGGGGGCGGCGGCUCGGAAGAGAAGGAGGACCCGGAGCUGCUGGGGCCACCGGCCUCUGCGGAGAAGGGCAGCGGACGCCGCCUCCGGGACUUGAGGGACAGUGACCCCGAGGAGGAUGAGGACGAAGACGACGAGGACCAGUUCCCAUACAGCAACGGCACCAACACCAAUGCCCCCUCCUCUGACUGCUCCUCCGAGGACGACUCGCCACACACUCGGCCUGGUGGCCCUGGGCACCAGCCCCCGCCGCAAUAGGAGCUUCCUGCACGACAGGGACUAAGGGGCUCCGAAAGGGCCUCCACAGCGGGCACCCAAGUCCAAGGCUCAGGGCAGGUGGG